AUGAAAACAUUACCAAUUAAUAAUACUAAUAACAAUAAAAAUGAAAAUAACCACAAUAAUGAUCAUCAUAUGAUAAUUGGAUCAAUGUCCAGCGUUGGAAGUAUCGAAGACAUUGACAUUGAUUCAGAGCCACCACCAAUCACAAUCAAUUUGCAAAGACCAAACACUAGCAAUAAUUCGUGCAUUACAGUCGUUUUAGAAAAAGAUAAUUGCACAGAUAUAAAAUCAGUUAUAGAAAAUUUAAAGGUUCAAUUAGAAAGUACAAUAAAAGAUUUGAAUUUUUUCAAAGAUAAUUUUGAACAGAUUGAAACAAACAAUCAAAUUAAAGAAUGGUCAUAUUUUAUUCACAAUAUUAAAAGUAAUUCAUUAAACAAUUCAAAUGUUUAUUUAACCAUACCAACAAGUUUAACAUCAUCUGCAUCAUCAUCAUCAUUAACAUCAUUAACAUCAGCACCUGCAUCAUUAAACAAUAGUGGUAAUAAUAUCAUCAUUGCUUCACCAGAUUCAUUAAAAUCAAAUGAAAUAUCAAAAGAUUCAAAAACCUCAAAUAAUGUACCAUUAGCCUUAACACAAAAACAUCAACCAAACAACAAUAAUAAAACCAAUGAAGAAGAAAAUACAAAUUCUGAAGUUGAUAACAUUCAAAUUACAAAUUAUACUCAAGGUCCAUCUAUAAUAACACAAAUGAAAAAGAGAUUUGAAAAUAAAAUUAAAAAUAGUAAUUUAAAUUUAAACACAAGUAAUAGUAAUAAUAAUAGUAAUAGUAAUAAUAAUAAUAAUAAUAAUAAUAAUAUGAAUAAUAUGAAUAAAGAUAAUAAUUUUUCAACAUCAUUAUCACCACCAAUAUCACCACCAAUAUCACCACCAAUUUCACCACCAAUAUCACCACCAUCAUCACCACCAUCAAGUAUUAUAUCACAAUCUCUAGCUACAUCAAGUGUAUUAAAUCCCUUAUCAGUUACAAAAAGGAUGAAUAAAAUUAAAACAUGGACAUCCACCAAACCUUCUUCAUCAUCUAUCAAUUUUGGAUCUAGUGUUAAAACUUCAUCACUAAAUAUUACUGGUUCAAGUAGAUUUUUUACAUCCAGACAAGAUAGUUCAAAAUUAAUGGUUAAUAGUAGUAGUGGUAGUAAUGUUUCAGUACCAUCCUCACCCCCAUCUUCACCUUUAGUAAAUCCUCAAUCACCAAAUGUUUUAAAUGAGGAAGAAAUAAAUGAAACUAAUAAUAAUAAUGAAUUAACAGUUGAAGAAGAAGAGUUAAAAAAACAAAUUUUAAAAGAAAGACAAGAAAAUGAUUUAUUAAAAAAGAAACAAUAUUUUUCAAAAGGUUAUUUUGUAAAGACAUGUAAUGCAUCACAUGAUGAUUGUACAGAGGAAGAGGAGAUACCAAUUAAUGAAGAUCAUUGGGAGACUAAUGUUAUAGUAGUUCUACCAUGUAGACAUCACGUUAAGGUACCAGGUUCAUCAAGUAGCACUAUCGAGUCUAUUAGACAAUUAGCAUGGGCAAGUGGUAAAAUGCAAGGUCAUAUCAAUUUAGAUAAAGAUGAAAAAUCAUUUACAUUGAAAUGGUGUAACAAAGAUUGUGCCUUUGAUCAAGAUACCCCGUUACUUCAUUUGGUACAAUACAACUUAAAUUAUAAUACUCAAAAGGUGGGCAAUAUUAAACUAGAGUUGGUAUUGGAGGAUGAGCUAUGCAAGGAAAGAUUGGUAGAUUUACAAAGUUUGGAAAUUAAUAAUGGUAAACCAAGUUAUUGGAAAUCUCAUAUUGACGAGGUUUUAAGAUUUAAUAAGGUUUUACGUGACAUAGCAAUUUUCGCAAAUCCUCAAUUUAAUAGUAUUAUUUGUGCCCGUACAUCACCCUAUCCACCACCUCAAUCUAUUCCAGAGUUUUUUGUUAUUAGAGUUCACAUUAAAGAUCAAACUAAAUCACUUCGUUGCUCCAAUAACCAUACAGCUUUAAGUUUAAUGACAAUCCUUUCCGAAAAAUUAAAAAAUACAAUACCCUUCAAUCCCACAGAAUAUUUGUUUAUAAUUACUGGUAUAAAUCAAUAUAUUAAUCCAAAUUUAAAUUUAUUAUCAGUAGAAUAUAUAUUAGAAAAAAUUAAAAGAAAAGGUGAAAUUGAUUUAACAAUUAUAAAUAUUAAUCAAUUAAAUAAUAAUCAAUUAUUAAAAUUAAAACAAGAUAAUAGUAAUAAUAGUAUAGAUAAACAGGAAUCAAAUUCAACUUUAGAUAAUGUUAAAUUAUUAUCAAAAGAAUCAUCAAAAUUAAUAAACUUAUUAUUAAAUAAUAAUAAUAAUAGUAAUUGUAAUAAUAAUAAUAAUAAUAAAUUAAAAAAUAAUAUCAAUAGUGACAAUGAAAAUCAAUAUAUUAAAUCAAUUUUAAUUGAAGAAAAUUUAAAAGUAAGAUUGUUGCAUGCUCAUGAAAUAUUUUCAAGUAAUAUUUAUGAAAUUAUAGGUAGUGAAUCGACCAAUAUACAAAUAUAUAUAGAAGUUAGUCUUUAUUUUGGUGGUGAAUUACUGGCAACCCAAAAUAGUAGAUUGGUUAGUUAUCAAGAUACAGUAGUUUGGAAUGAAUGGAUAGAGGUACCAAUUUCAGUAUCAAAUAUACCAAAUGGGUCUCGUAUGUGUUUGGGUUUACAUGCAAAGUAUCGUGGUGAAAUUUAUCCAAUUGGUUGGGUUGGUCAUAGAUUGUUUGAUUCUAAAGGUAUUUUAAAUACAUUUGCUCCAUUCUCUUUAUUGUUAUGGCCAGGUAAAAUAAAUCCAAUAGGAAGUUGUGUAGAUAAUUUAGAAUCUAAAGAUCAAGCUAUCAUUAUUGCAUUCGAAUUUAAAGAAUAUUUCGUCCCAAAGAUCAUCUAUUAUGAAAAUGAUAUUAUUGGUCAUUUAAAGAGUUUGGAAAAAGAUAAAGAAAGUAACUCCGAAUUGCCAUCAGCAUUACCAUCUGUUACCACAGAAGAUAUGGACCGUGUUGAACAAAUUAUGCUUCAGGAUCCAUUAUAUCGAUUAACAAAGGAGGAAAAAGAGUUAUUUUGGAAAACACGUUAUUUUUGCCAAACUAAACCCCAAACACUUUCAAAAUUACUUCAAAGUGUCGAAUGGACAGAUUAUAGACAGGUUGGUGAAGCUUACCAGUUAUUAGAAAUUUGGCCUAUUUUACCUGCUGUAGAUGCUUUGGAGUUAUUGGAUCCCAAAUUUGCAGAUUCUGUAGAGAUUAGAGAGUAUGCUGUAAAAUGUUUAGAUCAAAUGUCAGAUUACGAAUUAGAGAUUUACUUGUUACAAUUAGUACAGGCUAUCAAGCAUGACGUAUUCCAUGGCUCAGUUUUAAGUCUCUUUUUAAUUGGCAGAGUUUUACAAAACAUCGACUUGUUGGGCCAUUAUUUCUUUUGGCAUUUACGUGCCGAUAUUGACAAUCAAGAGGUUUGUGAAAGAUUUAGAGUACUCAGUUCUGCUUUCUUACGUUAUGCUCCUCCUCUUUUGGGUGAAGAACUUAAAAAAGAAAUUACAACUCUUCGUAUUUUAGAAAAUUUAUCAAAGCGUGUUAGAGAAGUGCCAUAUGAAAAAAGAAAGCAAUACGUCGAAUCACAUUUAACCGAAGAGCAAAAUUUCCCAAAAGAUAUAUUAAUACCCUACGAUCCAUCUAUCAAGGUUCUUAAUAUUGUUCCACAAAAGUGUAAAUCAAUGGAUUCAGCUAAAGUGCCAUUAUGGGUAACAUUCAAAAACUCUGACUCAUUCGCUCCACCUCUUCAAAUGAUGGUCAAAACAGGUGAUGAUUUAAGACAAGAUAUUCUCACUUUACAACUAUUAAGAUUAAUGGACCACAUGUGGAAAUCUCAUGAUUUGGAUUUACAUAUGACUAUUUAUCGUUGUAUAGCAACAGGUGUUGGUACAGGUUUAAUCGAAAUUGUUCCAAACUCGGAAACUGCUGCAAGAAUCCAAGCAGCUGCUGGUGGUUUUAGUGGUGCAUUCAAGCAGACUCCAAUCGCUAAUUGGUUAAAGAAUCAUAAUCAAACAGAAAACAAUUACCAAAAGGCAGUUUCCAAAUUUACUCAUUCUUGUGCUGGUUAUUGUGUUGCAACCUAUGUACUCGGUAUAGGUGAUAGACACAACGAUAACAUUAUGAUUGAUAAAUAUGGUCAUCUUUUCCACAUCGAUUUUGGUCACUUCCUUGGUAAUUUUAAAACAUUUGCUGGUUUCCAACGUGAAAAAGCUCCAUUUGUUUUAACACCCGAUUUCGUUUAUGUAAUUGGUGGUAAGGAUUCUAAAAAUUUCAAUUACUUUAUCGAUAUUUGUUGUAAAGCAUAUAACAUUGUUAGAAAUAAUGCUCAUAUAUUUAUAAAUAUGUUUGAAUUGAUGUUAUCAACUGGUAUUCCUGAACUUAAAAGUGAAAGUGAUAUUGUAUAUUUAAGAGAUAAGUUUAGAUUGGAUCUCAACGAUAUCGAAGCUGCAGAUUACUUCAAAAAAUUAAUACACGAAUCAAUAGGUACAUUAACAACCCAACUUAAUUUUGCUUUUCAUAUAUUUUAUCAUAGAGCAAAUCUUGUAAAUGGUCAAGAAAAAUCAACAAACAAUGUCAGCAGUAGUUUAGUUUAUGGUAGUAGUUCAAACAGUUCAAAUAGUAGUAGUUUAAAUUUAUUAAAGAGUAGUAGUGCAAACAAUAAUAAUAAUAAUGGCAGUGGAAACAAUAGUGGCAGUAGCACACCAAGAGAGACUAGUAGAAUUGACAAAUCGGAAAUUAAAAAAAAUAUUAAAAAUAUAGAAUAUGAAAAAGAUGAAGAUACAGUCAGAUCGAUAGAUAAAGAUGAAAAUAAAUAA
Messenger RNA from Dictyostelium purpureum, 4809 nucleotides. RefSeq lists its product as uncharacterized. The coding region runs from base 1 to 4809 and encodes 1602 amino acids. Gene Ontology annotation, cellular component: cytoplasm; plasma membrane; phosphatidylinositol 3-kinase complex. The record is from RefSeq and is a predicted model, not a curated record. Gene Ontology annotation, molecular function: 1-phosphatidylinositol-3-kinase activity; 1-phosphatidylinositol-4-phosphate 3-kinase activity. Gene Ontology annotation, biological process: cell migration; phosphatidylinositol-mediated signaling; phosphatidylinositol-3-phosphate biosynthetic process. Lineage: Eukaryota; Evosea; Eumycetozoa; Dictyosteliales; Dictyosteliaceae. The transcript is spliced from 3 exons.